Protopolystoma xenopodis is the source of this 288-nucleotide messenger RNA. NCBI's taxonomy places the organism in Eukaryota, Metazoa, Platyhelminthes, Monogenea, Polystomatidea, Polystomatidae. The record is from the annotation of a GenBank genome assembly.
AUGGAGACUACGGGCACGUUGGAAGAGCAACUAACUGCCACUCAAGCAAAGUCGGCUGAGGUACGGGCGCGUAAAGCUGAUUUACGCCAGAUUGAAGAACUCGGGGCUAAGUUAGAGGAGAGGCUUAUUCUUGACAAUCGCUAUACAGAGCAUAGCACGCGACCGGGUUUCUCCCAUGCCCCAUGCUCUCUUCUCUAUCAGCGGUCCGCUCUGUGGAAUCGCAUGUGGGAAGUCUGCUCUUCUAUACAGCCUAAAGUUUCUCACCGUAACGGUCUUAUAGUCAACUGA